CGUCGAGCCACGAGUCACGACUCACGAGUCACGAGCUCUGGGCAGAUAGCAGUAGCUGCUGUUGUCGAGAACUGAAAAAUAUGACGAUCUUUUAAUUUGCCAAGACGUCAUAAAAUUAUUUAAAAAAUAUAAUCAAAGUUGAAAAUUCUAUACUUAUAUAGUUCCAUAGUGAUGUAGAUGCGCCAGACGCCAGUGAGACAAAAUUUCGAUUUGAUAAUUUGAUAGAAUAAAGUAUUAACAAUUUCAAUAAACUUGUAGAAUAUAAAAAUAAAUUGUUAUUUGUUCGAAUCUUACACGAUGAACGUUUACGAUAGUGUUGUAAGAGGUACACAGGCUAGUCGGUUAAUACUCAUUGAAGAUUCAUUUUUAGCCAAAGGACAGUUUCUAUUACAUCUUAUAUCUGCAAAUCGUAAAUCGCACGACAUCCAUGUACUUUGUUAUGAACAUUUAGUGUCCAAAUAUCAAACUUUAUUUCCCUCCUUGUCUAAUAUUCAAUACCAUGAUUGUAUGAUUAACGUUUCGUCUUUAAGUUUAAGUAUGUUUGAAACUGUUUCACAUAUAGUUGAAAAAUCAACCAGAAAAAUAGUCAUUUUGAUUGAUUCAUUGUCUAUGUAUUUACUUUUAACUGGCUUCAGAAAAGUGUAUAAAGAAUUAUUGGAUAUUACAUCAUCAGAUAAAUUUCCUAAAGUUGUUCAAUUUGUGGCAGUGAUACACAAAGAUGUAACAGAAGUUAAUCAAAUUGAACACCUGAAAAACAUAUGUAAGACUCAUGUAUAUGUACAAAGUACUAACAAUCCGUUAAUUAUAAAUCUAAUAUUAGAACAUAAAAGAUCAAAUGGGAAAUGUGUAGUUCAGAAAUUAAAAGGUGAAUUAAAAUCUGAUAGUACAUUUAAACUAAUAAAUGACUUACCACCACCAAAAAUUGAAGAGGAUAAAGGCAUACCAACAAAUUUAGCUAGUUUUAAAUUAGACUUACAAGACAAUGAGAAGAAAGCCAAAGAAGAAUUAAUUUUACCAUAUACUCUAGUGCAAAUUCCAUCCAACACUGGUGGAAUGAUUCAUUAUGUUCCAGAUGAAGCAGAUGACUGGGAUGAGGAAGAUCCGGACGAUGACUUAGAAAUAUAGUAUUAUAUCAUAUUAUUUAUAUAAUGUGUUAUGUAAAUAGAGUAUGUACUUAUGAAUUUUGUUUUGAACAUUUGUUAUAAUAUUAUAUUAUUAUCAUAGUUUCAAAACAACUUUUUUCAUAAAUUCAUCAGAGAAAAAGAAUUGAAAUGUUUAUAAUGUGUUUCAAGAAAAUCAUCUAACAGUGUUUUAAAUUAAUUCAAUACAGUGGUCAGUGGAACCUCGGUAUCUCAGUCUUAAGGGACCAAAAAAAAAUUUGAUGUUUUUUUUUUUAGUUAAAAAAUUGUUUUGUUAAAAACUAAUUUUGUGUAAGAAUCCCUGUUUUUCAGGUUUCUUAUAGGAUUACUGAUAUUAGCGAGCAAAGCAAAUAAAUCAAAUGCUUAUUUUUGCGACA
Messenger RNA from Metopolophium dirhodum (rose-grain aphid), 1516 nucleotides. RefSeq names its product elongator complex protein 5 (gene Elp5). Gene Ontology annotation, molecular function: tRNA binding. NCBI's taxonomy places the organism in Eukaryota, Metazoa, Arthropoda, Insecta, Hemiptera, Aphididae. Gene Ontology annotation, biological process: tRNA wobble uridine modification. The coding region runs from base 298 to 1125 and encodes 275 amino acids. Gene Ontology annotation, cellular component: cytosol; elongator holoenzyme complex; nucleus. The record is from RefSeq and is a predicted model, not a curated record. The transcript has 5 exons.